Silurus meridionalis is the source of this 1016-nucleotide messenger RNA. It is a transcript of the gene c19h1orf50, whose product is annotated as chromosome 19 C1orf50 homolog. Bases 192 to 764 code for a protein of 190 amino acids. The record is from RefSeq and is a predicted model, not a curated record. Lineage: Eukaryota; Metazoa; Chordata; Actinopteri; Siluriformes; Siluridae. The transcript is spliced from 6 exons.
ACACAUGAGAAAGACCCAGGAAAGAGCAGGCUGGCAAAGUUGUCUUGCCGAAUCUGUAUAUUUUUUAUGGCUCGUUGUUAAUGAAACUAGAAUUGAAAUGAUAUAAACAUUAAUGCACUCUUUUGAUAUAAUUUUUAACUUUAAUUAAAUCUUAAUAUUAGAAUAAUAUAGGUCAUCAUCCGCGCUGGCAAAUGGAUAAAGCUGUGAGUUUGGUGAAUCAGAGUGACAGAGGAAACACAGUCACGCUGGUGGAAACCAACAGCAAACCAAACAGCCUGGAACUGGUGAGCUCUUACCACACCAACCGAGUGGGAGAUCCCAUGGACCUCGUGGCUCUGGCUGAGCAUGUUCAGAAGGGAGACGAAUUUAUUCGAGCAAACGCUUGCAACAGGUUGACAGUCAUCGCGGAUCAAAUAAGAUACCUGCAGGAGCAAGCGAGGAAGGUGUUAGAGGAUGCAAAGAGGGACGCCGAUCUCCACCACGCAGCCUGCAAUGUUGUGAAGAAGCCAGGAAACAUGUAUUACCUGUACACACGUGAAUCAGGCCAGCGGUACUUCUCUAUACUCUCCCCGAAGGAAUGGGGUCCCAGUUGUCCACACGAGUUCCUUGGCGCUUACAAACUGCAGCAUGACAUGUCCUGGACCCCGAUAGAAGACGUCGAAAAGCGGGAUGCUGAAAUCAGUGUAAUUGACAAACUCCUGAACAGUCAAAGCAGCGCUCUGCCGUCCAGCACCGGACCAAACUUCGGGGGUCUUUCAAACUGACCGGAGUGUGUGUACGUAUGUGACUGGAAUGGACGCACGAAUGUUCAGCGCUGUGGAAUUCUCAAUUCUGAUUGGUCGGAACAAGGUGGUCAUAUCAUCCUAUUCCUUUACGUGAGGAUUUGUCACAUGUUCUGUAAGAAGAUUUACUUCGAAUGUUUUGCAAAAUAGACAAAACUUGUUGCUUUUGCCUAAAUUUUGCAACAUUGCUGCCUGAAAAUGAUCAUUGAAACAGAAUAAAAUGCAUAAGAAUUG